Messenger RNA from Apaloderma vittatum (bar-tailed trogon), 1080 nucleotides. It is a transcript of the gene ADPRH, whose product is annotated as ADP-ribosylarginine hydrolase. Gene Ontology annotation, biological process: protein de-ADP-ribosylation. NCBI's taxonomy places the organism in Eukaryota, Metazoa, Chordata, Aves, Trogoniformes, Trogonidae. The annotation marks the transcript as partial. Gene Ontology annotation, molecular function: ADP-ribosylarginine-[protein] hydrolase activity; magnesium ion binding. The transcript is spliced from 3 exons. The record is from RefSeq and is a predicted model, not a curated record.
AUUGAAGCAGUCCUGGGGCAAAAAAUGUGUUCUAAGUCGAUGGAGAACUACGUGGCGUCCAUGGUGCUGAGCGCAGUUGGCGACACGCUGGGCUAUGGCAACGGGCAGUGGGAGUUCCUGAAGAGCGGCCCCGCCAUUCACAAGCAGCUGGUGGAGAUGGGGGGACUCAACAACUUGAACAUUAAAGGUUGGAAGGUCAGCGAUGAUACAGUGAUGCACUUGGCUACGGCCGAAGCCCUGGUAGCUGCCGGGAAAAAUCCAGCCUUACCACAGCUCUAUGCGCUGAUUGCAACUAACUACAAGGAGUGCAUGAAGGACAUGGAGGGCAGAGCUGCAGGGACGACAUGUAGAGAAAACGCGCGGAAGCUGGAUCCAGGGCAGCCGGAUGGCUGGAAGAUCCCGUUCAGCCCCCAGGGGGGAGGCUGCGGGGCCGCCAUGCGCUCCAUGUGCAUCGGGCUGCGUUUCUGGCACCCUGCUGAGCUGGACACCCUGGUGAAAGUCAGCAUCGAGAGCGGCCGAAUGACCCACCACCACCCCACCGGCUACCUAGGGUCCCUGGCUUCGGCCCUUUUCACAGCUUUGGCGGUGAAUGGCGUGCCCCCCCUGGCCUGGGGGAAGAGGUUGCUGGAGGUGCUGCCGCAGGCAAAAGCCUACGUGCAGGACACCGGCGUCUUCGUGGAGGAGAACAUGAAGGAAUGGCAUUACUUUGAAGAGCAAUGGAAAAAAUACCUGAAGCAGAGAGGCAUACUGGACGGAGUCUCACCACCCACCUUCCCCCUCAAGUAUGGCGUGGAAGAGAGAGAUUCAUUCUACACCUCCCUCAGCUACGAUGGCUGGGGGGGCAGUAGCGGCCACGACGCCCCCAUGAUCGCUUACGACGCGCUGCUGGGUGCGGGAGAUUCCUGGGAAGAGCUGGCUCACCGGGCUUUCUUCCACGGGGGUGACAGUGAUUCGACCGGCACCAUCGCGGCCUGCUGGUGGGGGGCCAUGCAUGGCUUCCACGGGGUCCCCCCCUCCCUGCACUCCCACCUGGAGUUCAGGGAUCGCCUGGAGCGGGUGGCCCAGGACUUGUAUCACCUU